AUGGCAACCUACGGCAAAAUAGACGAAUUCGACAGAGAUUCUGAUUCAUGGGAACAGUAUAUCGAGCGUCUAAACUUCUAUUUUGAAGCAAAUGGAGUAACUACGUCUGACGAUGACUUGAAAAUACGCCGUGCAAUCCUCCUCAGUUCGGUAGGGAAAAAAACCUACAAAUUAAUGUCUGAUCUGCUGGCCCCCGCGAAACCUGGAGAGAAAUCUUAUGCUGACUUGUGCACCUUGGUAAAGAGCCAUUUCAACCCAAAACCGAGUGAAAGCGUGCAACGGCACAAGUUCAAUAACCGUUUCAGAUUGAGCGGGGAGAACGUGUCUGACUUUGUAGCGGCUCUACGAAACAUGGCAGAAUACUGCAAUUUUGGUGGCAGUCUGGAAAAUAUGCUGCGUGAUCGUCUGGUGUCUGGAAUUAACAAUGAAAGAAUCCAAAGGCGUUUGCUAUCAGAAGAGAACUUAACUUUCAAAAAAGCUUACGACAUUGCUUCGUCUAUGGAAACGACCGCACAGCACAUGGCCGAUCUUCAAUCUGCUCCUUCUACGUUAAGUUCAACGUCUGCAUCUGUAAAAAAGGUCAGUUCUUCGCCCUUACCGCGUUCUAAAAGCGAAAAUAAAGAGUGUUAUCGUUGUGGAAAAAAUCACCACCCGUCAAAAUGUCGUUUCAAGGAGGCCACGUGCCAUUAUUGUAAAAAGAAAGGACAUAUUGUUGCCAAAUGUCUCAAAAAAGCAAAAAAGUCGUCCGAGACAACCAAGCCAAAUUCAAACCACCAUCCAAAACAAGGGAAACCAGCAAUUCAUGUCCUGGAUACUGAUAAAGAAAUAGAAGAUGAAGAUAUAUAUCCAUUGUUUGCUGUCAGUCAAGGCAACCGCCAAAAUCCGUAUUUAGUAGAUGUUGAAUUAAAUGGUCUUAAAGUUCAAAUGGAACUGGACACUGGUGCAUCACUUUCAGUAAUCGGAGAGGACAUUUUUGAUCAAUUGAAGAACAUUGAGGGUUCAUCUCUCAAUCUGCAAGAUACCAAGCUAACCUUGAAAACAUACACCGGGGAGACAAUUCCAGUUUUAGGAAAGCUUGUAGUGGAAGUCAAGUACAAGGACUUCUUUGAACACUUGCCAGUUAUAGUUGUACAAGGCAAGGUGCCCAGUCUCUUUGGACGAGAUUGUUUACAACAUGUUAAGUUGUCAUGGCCAGAGAUUUUCCUAGUUCAAGUUGUAUCCCCUGAUGUGUCUGACCUGCUAAAGAAACAUGAAAAUUUAUUCAAGGAAGGACUAGGGACAAUUCAAGGAGUGAAAGCAAAGAUAUACGUUGAUCCUCAAGCCAAACCCAAGUACUUCAAACCUCGCACGUUAGAAUAUGCACGACGUCAGAAGGUAGAGAGAGAAUUGGACCGUUUGUUAGAAGAAGGAACAAUUCGUCCAGUUCAAUUUUCGGAAUGGGCAACACCCAUUGUGCCCAUUGUCAAAUCUGAUGAGUCUAUACGCAUUUGUGGAGACUUCAAAGUUACUUUGAACCAAGUUAGCAAACUUGACAAUUACCCAAUUCCUAAAACAGAGGAUCUGCUAGCUCAACUUGGAGGUGGAGUGCAGUUUACAAAACUAGAUCUGAGUCAAGCUUAUCAACAACUUGAGUUAGAUGAAGAAUCAAAGAAGUACACCACUAUCACCACUCAUAAAGGCCUAUUUGAGUACAAUAGACUGUGCUACGGCAUUGCCUCAGCCCCUGGGAUUUUCCAACGCACAAUGGAAAAUUUACUGCAGGGUAUUCCGAAUGUUGUAGUACGAAUAGAUGAUAUUCUCAUUGCCGGGAAGACAUCAGCAGAUCAUCUCAAAAGUCUAACAGAAGUCCUGUCACGUCUGGACAAAGCUGGCGUCCGUCUUAAACGUUCGAAGUGCAUUUUUCAAGCACCUGAAGUCACUUACCUGGGACACCGCAUAGACAAAGAUGGUAUCCACCCCCUUGACGAGAAAAUCAAAGCAAUUCAAGAGUCACCGAGACCUAAUCUGAAAGAACUGCAAGCCUUUUUAGGCAUGCUUAACUAUUACGCUUGUUACAUACCUAACAUCACUACAAUACUAUCUCCUUUACAUCAGCUGUUAGUCAAAGACACACCUUGGAACUGGAGUGAAGCACAUGAAAAAUCUUGGAACCAAGCCAAGUCCACACUUCACUCUUCACAACUUCUAGUGCAUUACAGCUUGGAAAGAGAGUUAACCCUUGCUUGUGACGCAUCACCAUAUGGUCUUGGUUGUGUUAUUUCACAUGUGAUGGAUGAUGGGACUGAACGUCCUAUUUCAUAUGCCUCACGUACUCUGUCCCCAGCCGAAAAGAACUAUUCACAGCUCGACAAAGAGGCAGCAGCCAUCAUGUUCGGGGUGAGGAAGUUCCACUCAUACUUAUAUGGACGGAGUUUUACCAUCUACACUGAUCACAAACCCCUGCUGGGUCUGCUACAGUCAACUAAACAAAUACCGACCUCAGCCUCACCACGCAUAUUGAGGUGGGCGGUAUUCCUGUCAGGCUACUCAUACACUUUAGUAUAUCGAGAAGGCCAGAAAAAUGGUAAUGCCGAUGGCCUGAGCCGGCUGCCAUUGCCAAAUGAAACCAGAAAUGUUCCAGUGCCUGGCGACAUUAUGUUUGUAAUGAAUCAUCUGGAAGUCAACACACCCGUUAAAGUCAAGGACAUUGAGCGUUGGACCUCAAAAGAUCCUAUUCUUAGUGCAGUACGACACCAAGUAAUGUCCGGUUGGCCCAAUUCAAAUGAUCGCAUUGAGUUCAAGCCCUACUCUUAUAGAAAGCACCAACUUAGCUGUCAGGAUGGCUGUCUACUCUGGGACUCUCGCGUAGUCAUUCCUCCUCAAGGAAGAGUCAAGCUUCUCCAGGAACUACAUGAUGGACAUCCUGGAAUGGUUCGCAUGAAAAUGUUAGCCCGAAGCUAUUUCUGGUGGCCUGGCCUGGACGCGGAUAUUGAGCAAAAGGUGAAAGAUUGCACAAGCUGCCAAAGUAAUGCUAAGGCACCUUCUACUGCACCCCUACAUCCGUGGGAGUGGCCGUCUAGACCUUGGUCUCGCAUACAUAUUGACUAUGCAGGACCUUUCGAAGGACACAUGUUCCUGGUGAUCGGUGAUGCCUAUAGUAAGUGGAUUGAGGUAUUCAAGACAAACUCCAGUACUGCUGCAGUAACCAUCCAGAAGUUAAGAGAAUGCUUCUCAGUACAUGGACUGCCUGAUAUCAUUGUAUCUGAUAAUGCAACUGCCUUCAUAGGUGAAGAAUUUGCCCUUUUUAUGUCUGAGAAUGGCAUAAAACACAUCACUUCAGCACCUAAACACCCAGCAUCCAAUGGAUUUGCUGAAAGAUAUGUUCGCACUUUCAAGGAAACAAUGAAGAAGAUGGGAGGGGAAAAGGAAAACUUAGACACGAAGUUAAGCAGAUUUCUACUAAGCUAUCGUACCACACCUCAUGCAACCACUGGUAAAACACCUAGUGAGCUAUUAAUGAACCGGAAGCUGAAGACGCGCUUGGACCUGGUAAACCCCCUUAGUCAGGACACAAUUCGCACUCGUGUAGAAGAUAAACAGCUCGCACAGAAGAAACAACACGACAAUCUAGUGCCACUCAGAGAAUUUCAAGUGAAUGACCCAGUAUUUGUCAAGAAUUUUUCAUAUGGUCCAAAGUGGUUAUGUGGAACAAUUAUUCAACAGUCAGGACCGGUUUCGUAUGUCGUUCAACUCAGUUCAGGUGGAGUGUUUCGACGACAUGUUGACCAUCUUCGCCUGAGGACAAGCACACCCACAGUCGCCAAUGAUCUUCAGAGUUCAACAGAAUUGGCCCAAGUUCCAAUGCAAACAACUGUACCCAAGCAGAUUCCAGAGGAAUUUAAGGAACCUGAGAUCACAGUUCCAGAACCUUCAUUGGAACCGAAGAAGACAGAGCUUCCAGCUUCUGAACCUGCAAGUACUCUGCGAAGAAGUACUCGACUCAAAACCACACCUACUCACCUCAAAGACUAUGUUUUUCUCAAAUACAUUACACUUCUCAUUGAAUGCGUUUACGAAGGGAAAUCCACGAAAAGAAAGAGAGUUCAUACGAGCUACCGAGACAUUGCACAAGCUGCCUGGCUGCCGGCUGGAGGGACAGUGAGCAUACUCUUGAUCAUUAACUGGUUGAAUUUGAUGACAGGGUACCUUGUGGUCGCAAGCUCGUUGCUAGUAGAUGUGGAAAUCCCGGGUUUGAUUUUAACCCAAUCGUCCUGGGCUGCCCUUGCUGGCGUGUGCGUGUUUCCCGCCCUGUUCUGCAAAUCUCUCAAAUCAAUGGCCUGGGUGAGCUGCAUAAGCAAUAUAACCCUGAUAAUUUCUUUCAUUGCUGUUUUAAUAAGCGAAUUAAGUAACUACGCUACAUGGGAUUUCAGAACAUUGUUUUUCUGGGACACACGCGGAGUCUUGUUCUCCAUCAACAUCAUUGUCUUUUCCUACAGCAUCCAGGCGGUCGUGAUCGACAUUGAAGAAAGCAUGACUCACAGGUCCCGAUUUAAUUGGGUAUUGACGAUGACAUACUCCGCUUCUUGCGUGGUAAAAACGUUGUUUGCAGUGUUCGGAUUUCUCUCGUUCAAGAAGAACACAAAUCAAGUUGUGAUUCUCAAUAUCCCUCACGGUAUACCGCGCAUCGUUGGUAUAAUCGCGUUCGUGAUUAGCGUUCUCUCGACUUACCCAGUACCGGCACAUAUGCUUAUCAACACCUUGCAGAGUGGAAGACUUGGGGAGUUGGCUAAUGCUUCCGAUAUCACCUCUAGACUUUUCCCAUUUUUCGCCCGUUCUGUGCUAGUGAUUUCUACUGUGAUCGCGGCUAUUUGUAUUCCACACUACGCGCUUUUGACAUCUCUGAGCGGUAGUAUCGUCAGCUACGCAAUUUGUCUGUUCUUCCCGCCAGUGUUACAUCUCGGAUUAAAACUCGAUCAGGGAAUGCCGAGGUGGCAGAUGUUUGCGGAUAUAUUUUGCAUUAUGUUCGCCAUCGUAGGGUCUAGUCUGGGCUGCUUCGCGGCUAUAGAAACAAUUAUCCUUACUUUGUUUUAAAAAUCAAUGCUAAUCUGGGACAUAAAGGUGAUGGGUUGGUCAAAGAACACGUUCUUUUGGUAUACCUUAAAACACGGUCGAUAUUUCUAGCUUUUUUUUAUUAAGGAAGCAUUAAUGUAAUAAAAUGUCCUUUCAUUU
Nematostella vectensis (starlet sea anemone) is the source of this 5208-nucleotide messenger RNA. RefSeq lists its product as uncharacterized. Gene Ontology annotation, biological process: DNA integration. Gene Ontology annotation, molecular function: nucleic acid binding. The record is from RefSeq and is a predicted model, not a curated record. The transcript is spliced from 2 exons. The coding region runs from base 1 to 5070 and encodes 1689 amino acids. Lineage: Eukaryota; Metazoa; Cnidaria; Anthozoa; Actiniaria; Edwardsiidae.